UAAUGGGCGUGUUCCAACGAGGGGUGAGUAUUUACACUUCUAUCAACGACACCUACAUGCAGUGUGCGACUUCCCGUCGUACAUACUUGGAUCUUGAACUGAAGAAGGCCUCCUACGUCUGGGAACUGAAAGGUCAUGGCGGUUCUGUCAAAAGUAACGCUACGUUUAACUUGGAAGAAGGAGAGGCUGUUGACACGCUUAACUACUACAUCGACAACGAUCGGACGCACGUUUACACUUGCCAUUUCUUCUACACCGACUACAACACAUGUGUGGUCCUUGAAAUGUCUUUCCAGGGCCAUAAUCAAUGCACGCUGUGGGUGAAGCCCGCUGUCGUUGAUCAUGUUCCUGGACACUGCCGUAAAAACUACAAAAAGAAGUGCAGCGUCAGAUUCCCGACGUAUGAUAGGGAACAGUGUAAGGUGAACUAAUAAAGGCAAAA
Molecule: messenger RNA, 442 nt
Organism: Rhipicephalus sanguineus (brown dog tick)
Lineage: Eukaryota; Metazoa; Arthropoda; Arachnida; Ixodida; Ixodidae
Exons: 4
Coding region: 3-431 (142 amino acids)
Biological process (GO): symbiont-mediated perturbation of host defenses
Molecular function (GO): amine binding
Source: RefSeq, a predicted model, not a curated record